This is a messenger RNA of Pneumocystis carinii B80, 622 nucleotides long. RefSeq lists its product as hypothetical. Gene Ontology annotation, molecular function: actin filament binding. The coding region runs from base 45 to 578 and encodes 177 amino acids. Gene Ontology annotation, cellular component: cytoskeleton; Arp2/3 protein complex. The record is from RefSeq and is a predicted model, not a curated record. The transcript is spliced from 4 exons. NCBI's taxonomy places the organism in Eukaryota, Fungi, Ascomycota, Pneumocystomycetes, Pneumocystales, Pneumocystaceae. Gene Ontology annotation, biological process: regulation of actin filament polymerization; Arp2/3 complex-mediated actin nucleation.
GAAUAACUUUAAGAUUAAAAAUUGAAAAAAUUAUUGUAAUAACAAUGCCGGCAUAUCAUUCUUCAUUUAUAAAUAAUACAGAACACCAAAUAGCAGGAUUUGCUAUUCUUCCUUUAAAAACGAAAUUUAGAGGACCUUCACAAACAGUAAAUGAUUUAUCCGUUCAAGAUAUCGUUGAUGAAUGUAUUGAACUUUUUCGUGCAAAUUGCUUCUUUAAGAAUUUUGAAAUCAAAGGAUCAGCAGAUCGUACAUUAAUAUAUGGUAUUCUUUUUAUUUCAGAUUGUCUAAAUAAACUUUCACGUGCAAAUUGUAAUAAAAAUGAUUCAAUUAAAUUACUUAAUGCAUUUGCUCUUGAGAAUUUUACCGUCCCUGGAGAUGCAGGAUUUCCAUUUAAUUCAUUAUAUCCAGCUCCUUCAAAUCAAUCUGAUUCAGACUUUUUAAGACAAUAUAUUACUCAAUUUCGCCAAGAAUUAGCUCUGAGACUUAUAAAUCAUGUUUAUGCUAAUUCUGAUAGUAAACCAAACAAAUGGUGGUUAUGUUUUAGUAAAAGAAAAUUUAUGAACAAAACCCUAUCUUAAUUAUAUUACAGAAAACUUACUAAAGGAAUAUGCUAAUAUAAUUA